AUGGCAGAUGCAGAAGACUCAGCACCAUGGGCACCGAGAGAGAGACGACUCUGCCACUGUGAGAUGUACAGAGGAGUACCCCACCUUGUGACUAGGGCCGCCUGGUACAGACACAGGCAGCGGCAGGCAUGGCUUGAGCGGCAAGCCACCCAGGAGGAUAUUCCAGCAGUAGAGUUGGAUGGGGAAGUAACAGGAACCCCCGUCUUUAAUGAUCAGGAAAACAACCAGGAGCCGGGAGAGGCUACACCAGUCUUUGAGGAUGCCCUAUCUAGAGAACCGUCACCUGUGUUUCACGACCCUGGACGUAUAGAUUCACCGGAUGUUUUUGUACACUACAACCCACAGCCCCACCUCAGGCAUGUGCAGCAGCAAAUACAGGUUCAUGCUUCUCAAGAGCACCAACCCGAGCAGUCACUGAGCCAGCAAACUGUUGUAGCAGAGUCGGUGGUUUCAGAGAGAGAAGAUACAAUCAGUACAUUGAACAACAGCUUCCACCACCACUCCCCGGUUGGGCAAGAGGAGUGGCAUAUGCCUUUGGAUGAGGAGGAGGCACCGCUGCUCCGUCAACGGACAGAAUCGACUCUGUAUGACCUAAACAUGGCAUACAUCACCCCGGUUCCUACCAAUAGGGCAGGCCAGAAGGAGAAUGAUAAUCCUAGCUCCUCUAGUAGCAGCGAGUCUAGUGCACAUGAUAUUCCUGAUAACUCGCCGCUUCCAUCCAUUCGUGGGGAUGUUGAUGCUGAUAUAAAUGCUGAUAGAGAUGACGACGUUGAUGCACCCAGUGAGACUGAAAACGAGAUUGACGAGCGUAUGCCGAGCCCAAACUAUUCCAAUCCAUACUAUGAGGAUGCUGAGGAUGUCGAUAAUGUACCCAGCUCUGAGGAUCCAGAGAGCAGCGGAGCAGAAGACGAGAUCGAGGAUGAUGAGGACGAUGAUGAGGACCCAGAAGUGCUGUCAGAGUUUCCGUACAGCAUGAUUCCGAACGUUGUUCUGGAACCUGCAAUGAUGAGACACCUCCGGCUUAUGAAGGUCAGGAUGGAAGGGAACGUGGCUCAAGAAAUACACAUGAGGUACAUCCAAGCUGUCCAGCCCUUUGACAAGUCCGAGGUCUCGGUGGCAGAUGAGGCAACAACAAAAAGAGAGCUCGGUGCGAUUACAGAGAUAUACCACGUUCGGUAUGACGUGUGUCGAAACAAUUGCAUCUGCUACGUUGCCUUUCCAGCGGCUGACAAAUGCCACAUAUGCAAUGCAGAAAGAAGGGAUAGUAAUGGAAAACCGUACCGUACGUUUGACUAUAUACCUCUAAUCCACAGACUGUUGCUACUCUAUACAGACACUGUAUACGUAAAGACUACGAUGGAGUACAAGGAGUCCUUUGCAAACCAAGAAACGCCACAGAGCUCAGUGCGGGACUACUGGGACAGUCUUUUGUUCAACACAGUCAAGAAUAACAGAGGCUUGUGGACCGAUAGCAGAGACAUCGGGUUCAUAUUCAGCACGGACGGCUUCUCUCUAUUUAAGAUUGGGCAGUACGAUGUCUGGCCGCUACUGCUAAUCAACUGCAACCUGCCGCCGUCUGAGAGGGUCCUGAAAAAAAACCUAAUUCUGUGCGGCAUAAUACCAGGGCCUGGUAAUCCCAAGGACCUGGGGUCCUUCUUGAAGCCAAUGAUUGAUGAAUUCCUCACAUUGCAGGUGGGGGUAAAGGCUUGGGAUGGGCUGCGACGGGAGCCAUUUAUACUGCGCGCUAACAUAGCCCUAGUGGCAGGAGAUACGGUUGCAAUGGCCAAGUUGAUGAAAUGGACUGGUCCUAAUAGCUUCCGGUACUGUCGCUUCUGUGCCAUCUAUGGUAUCAGCGAGGGACACAUAUAUUGUCCCCUGGAACCCCCGCGUGACCGUGAGGAUGCUCUGGAGGGGGAGGCUAGGCGCAAGGGGAGAAGGAUUCCAAAGAGGAAUGCAAAUUUCCCCGAAAAGUCGUGGGAUGCAGAGAAUCUCCCGAUUUGGACCGACGCACAAGUGCGCGAGAACCAGAAAAUGGUGGAGGAGACAAUGGACCUGCAAUGGGGCAAGAUGAUGGGGACCAAUGGAGAGCCUGUCUUUAGCUCCCUCAUGUCGGUGGUGUACCCUUGGACGUUCACACCGGACGUGAUGCAUCUGGUUGAUGAAAACACGCCUAGGUUAUACCUGGCGCAAUGGAUGGGGGUGUUCCGGGACAGAGAACUAGCGCUCCGUGCAAAGAUGGGCCAGGCGGAGGUUGAUGCUUCGCAGGUUGCAGCAUCGCAUGCCCAACCCGAGGGCAUGAGCCAGUCACAAGUGGAGGGGCAGCAAGAGUCUCAAUUUAAUAGCCAGACAAACACACAUCAGGGUGGCUCUCAGAGCCAGACCCAGGGUGAGCGGAGGAAACGUCUCAAGGGCAGGCGGGGGGUUAGCUUCAAUGCUGAAAUAGAAGAGGACUACGUGGAGGAUGCAUUUAUCUUACCCAAGAGAGUGUGGGACAAGAUCGGGGAGGAAAUUGCGGGCUCAAGGGCAUCGAUACCGAGUGCGUUUGGCAAGGCGUUCCGGGAUAUCAAGUACCACGCAAGCUACAAGGCUACAGAGCUGAUGAACUUCAUGCAUCUGAUAUCGCCCAUUGUGCUCAAUCAACGGCUGCCUGCUGAGCACUACAGCCACUGGCACCACUUUGUACUAGCCAGUGAGAAGGCCCGGCGGUACCAACUAAGCAUGGAGGAUGUCGCUGAAAUGGAGCGAGACAUGGUUCAGGUUGUGACGGGGUAUGAGCGUCUGUACUAUCAGUACAAGCUCUCCAAGAUCCGUGGCUGCACCACACAGGUGCAUGGGCUGCUGCAUCUGGGCAUGGCCAUGAAGGUCUGCGGCCCGAAUCCGAUAUACCACCAGUACCCAAUGGAGAGGACAUGCGGAACGAUCAAGGCAAUGUGCCAUAGCCGUUCGUCUGCUAACCGUAAUCUUUCGCUGCAGCUGCUUGAACGGGAGAGGCUCAGGUACCUGCCUUUGAUUGCUUUGAUGCCGCCUGGCUUUAGUGAGACCACCGAUAGACGUCUGUUUGGACUGGGAGAGAAGGACAAGGUUGCUUAUCCAGCAGAGUACCCGGACUGCCUCCUGAUGGGCCCCAAGAUCUCUCGCCGGUUGAAUCAGUACGAGCGGAACCACCUGAAGGAGUUCUAUGCUGAUGUGAUAGGUGUGCCAGUGAGGUCCAUAGUGAUUGUUAGGAAUCCAAUGCUGUUCAGCGGUACAUUCAAGCUCUGGGGUAGAGCAGUUGCGGGAAGCGUGUUGAGCAAUAGCAGCGAGUAUGAGGUGGUAGGAUCGGCCAUCUCAAACGCAAAGCCUGGUGUCUCUUCAUCCCGCAGGAAUGACUCCUGGGUUAGGUACAUAUUAACCGGCGAUGGGAACAGCGAUAUCUCAUACUUUGGCAAAGUAAUAUUCUUCAUGCCGUACGAGAUACGCAACGACGAGAGGCCUGAGGACGAACCAGAGCGUUUUAUGAUAGCGUACAUCCAGCAGGUGGAGGUGGGGAGGGUGAGGAAGCUGAAGUUGGCAUACAUAAUCAACAGACAACAACGGGUUCUCAAGAAGUUUGUUGAUCUAUCUGAUGUGCAGGAACUAAUAGGGUGCAUCAAGUCGCGCGGUAAGGAGUUUUUAGUGUCAAGGACGUCGUGCUUCUGGCCAAAGAAGGGUUUUGCUUGGCGGGAAAUUAUUGACAACGAGACACUUUUUAAUGGUGCUAAUGUGCAGUAA
Morchella sextelata is the source of this 3750-nucleotide messenger RNA. RefSeq lists its product as uncharacterized. The transcript has 5 exons. NCBI's taxonomy places the organism in Eukaryota, Fungi, Ascomycota, Pezizomycetes, Pezizales, Morchellaceae. The coding region runs from base 1 to 3750 and encodes 1249 amino acids. The record is from RefSeq and is a predicted model, not a curated record.